AGAGGAGAAGCGGCCGAAGCCAGAGCAGAUUGGGGAGCGGCGCUUCCCGGAGGAUCGGCCUCGGACCUGGGAGACCCCGAAGGCCGGCCGCAGCCAUGACCCUCCGCCACCUUAGGAAACUGCAACAGAAAGAAGAAGCAGCGGCCGCGCCGGACUCUACGGCCGCUGCCCCGGAUCAGGGGGCGGCCCCGGCUCCGGCCCCAGCCCCGGCCCCAGCCCCGGCCGCCUCCGCGGGGGAGGAGCUGUACGCCGCGCUCGAGGACUACCACCCGGCUGAGCUGUACCGCGCGCUGGCCGUGUCCGGGGGGACCCUGCCCCGCCGCAAGGGCUCCGGUUUCCGAUGGAAAAACCUCAACCAGAGUCCUGAGCAGCAACGGAAAGUGCUCACCUUGGAGAAGGAAGAAAACGAAACCUUUGGCUUUGAAAUCCAGACUUAUGGCCUUCACCAUCGGGAGAAGCAGAAAGUGGAGAUGGUCACCUUUGUGUGCCGAGUUCAUGAGGCCAGCCCGGCCCAAUUGGCAGGGCUCACCCCAGGAGACACUAUUGCCAGCGUGAACGGGCUCAAUGUGGAAGGGAUUCGGCAUCGAGAGAUUGUGGAUAUCAUCAAAGCAUCCGGCAACGUCCUCAGACUGGAGACAGUGUAUGGAACCUCCAUUCGGAAGGCCGAGUUAGAAGCACGGCUGCAGUAUCUGAAGCAAACUCUGUACGAGAAAUGGGGGGAAUAUCGAUCGCUGAUGGUACAAGAGCAGCGGCUAGUGCACGGUAUCGUGGUGAAGGACCCCAGCAUUUAUGACACCUUGGAGUCCGUUCGCUCCUGCCUCUAUGGCGCGGGCCUCCUCCCCGGCUCCCUGCCCUUUGGACCCCUGCUUUCCACCCCCAGCAGCGCCCGCAGCAGUUCAGGCCGGGCACGGGAUGGCUCCGAUGACUCAGUGUACCACACAUGCUUCUUCGGCGGAGCCGAGCCCCCGACCCUGUGCCCUCAGGCCCCCAACCAGGCUCCCCCGCCACCGCCGGCCCCCCGGCCCCUGCUGAGUCGCAGCGCUAGCGUCAAGUGCCCGGGCCCUGGUGGGGGCGGCGGCGGCGGCUCCCUUGGCCAGCUGUGGACAGAGGCCCGGGAGCAGGGCCUGUGCGGCCCUGGGCUGCGCAAGACCAAGUACCAGAGCUUCCGGCGGCGGCUGCUCAAGUUCAUCCCCGGACUGAACCGCUCCCUGGAGGAAGAGGAGAGCCAGCUGUAGGGGCGGAGGGGAGGGGCACGUGGGGGGAGGGGGGACCCUGAAGUUAUUUAUUUAUUUAUUCAGUAGAGGAGAGUGCGGACUGAAGCAGGCGCGGCUGGGUUGGAGGGGCUGUGCCUGACGCCCCCACCAAUUCUCAGACCCUUUGGGGUGAGCAGAGGAAAGGGAGGGUCUUGGGUCCCAGCCGCGGGGCUCUCCUUGACCGCCCCGGGAGGAGAGGAGCAGGCCGGUUGGCAGGCUAGGCUUGGCCUGGGCGAUCUGUGUCUGUGGCUUCUUUGAGGGGGGCAUAGUGCCUUGUGGGGUCGCCCUUCAACCUGGAUGGAGUUCCAGGAAUUUUGCCCCACACGCUGUCCGCUCCCACGCUGUACUGUGCCUCUCUCCUCCUCCAUCCCAACUCCAGGGAGAGGGAGACCCCAAUUCUCCCCUCAUCUUCUCCCACCGGGGGCCCAGUGGGAAUGGGUCGAGUUUCCGUGGCCUCUGGGGUCCUUCUAGGUCCUCCCCUUUCUCCUCUGCCCUUGGCCACUGAAGGGCUCGGGCUGUUCAUCCGUUUAGUCCGUUCACUUGUACUUGGCAAGGCAGUCCAGGGAAGACGAGCCCGAGAGCCCGCCAGGAACUGGGAAGGAAGAAGGACUCCUCCGGGAGCUUUCUCAGCCCCACCUGAAGGACGAAAUGGGGGAGUGGAGCGUGGGGGAGACCAGGCUGUUUGAAUGUUCGCCAUCUUGUUGUUUCUGAAAGAUAAAGUAUAAACAAACAAA
Molecule: messenger RNA, 1987 nt
Organism: Gracilinanus agilis (Agile Gracile Mouse Opossum)
Lineage: Eukaryota; Metazoa; Chordata; Mammalia; Didelphimorphia; Didelphidae
Gene: TAMALIN
Product: trafficking regulator and scaffold protein tamalin
Exons: 8
Coding region: 96-1235 (379 amino acids)
Biological process (GO): signal transduction
Cellular component (GO): plasma membrane
Molecular function (GO): protein binding
Source: RefSeq, a predicted model, not a curated record